CGCAGCCCCCCAGACCCGCAGCCACCCAAGAACCGGCGGCGCAAACCCCCUCUCCUUCCGGCGCGUGCUGCGGCGCAAGAGGACCAACGCCGGCGCAAGAGAACCAGGCAGGUUGGCCAUGUCGUCGUUCGCCGGCGUAUCAGUGGUGGAGGACGGCAAGCUAUCCUUCGCCACCGCGUCGACCGUCCGUACCAGCGCAGACUGCGGGUACCACCUGCUCGUGGUCCACGGCUACUCGCGCACCAAGAAACGCGGACGCACGUUCAAUGGCACCAUAUCUUAUUCUUUCAUGCUGGAAGGCGACUCGCGCACCAAGAAAUGCGAACCCAGGUUCUAUGGCAUCAAAUCUCGUCCUUUCAUGGUGGGAGGCCGUUGGUGGAUCGUCGAGUACUACCCCAAUGGUGUCGACUCCGACUUUGCCAACUUCAUUUCUGUCGAUCUUCACUGUGUCCCAGACGAGGCCAACGAGGAGCAUGUGGAAGCCAAGUUUGCUCUUAGUUUCGUCGACGAGGUCGAGAUUCAGAAUCCAGUCUACCUUGCUCAACGGGAAGCAUGCAACCUCAGUGAUGCUACUUCUUGGAGCAGCGACAGGUUUAUCAGAAGAGACAACCUUGAACUAUCAGGGAACCUAAAGGAUGAUUCUUUCACCAUCCGCUGCGACAUCAUGGUCUCCUCCUGCAACCCCAAUGGUGAUGCCGCUGCCACCAAGGUGCUCCUGCCUCAUAUGUGCCAGCACUUUGAAGAUCUCCUUCAUACCGAGGUGGGUGCUGACGUGAAAUUCGAGGUCAGCGGCGAGACGGUGGCUGCCCACUGGUGUGUGCUCGCAGCCCGGUCCAAGGUCUUCAUGUCGCAGCUCUUUGGCCCCAUGAAGGAGGGCACUACCAAGCCAGCUGUCAUACAGAUCAAAGACAUGAAGGCAACAGUUUUCAGGGCUUUGCUUAGCUUCAUCUACACGGACUCAUUUCCCGAGAUGGAGGAUGGUGGCAUGGACGAGGACGGAAUGUCACAAGGUGUGGAGCAAGGACAAGAAAAGGAGACGGCAUUAGCAAAGGAUGAAAUGCGACUGCAAUGGCUGCAAAGCUUGCUUGCAGCGGCAGACAGAUAUGAUGUCCAACGGCUCAAGUUCUUUUGUGGAAAGCGCUUGUCUGAAGAAAUAAGCAUGAGUUCGGUGGUGUCCACUCUUGCUCUAGCCCAGCAGCACCACUGCCACGGGUUAGAACAGGCGUGCUUCAAGUUAUGUGGCCGGCUUGGUAUUUUUAUACGUGGAGGGAGAGUUGUCCAUGCUUAGUGAAACCACCACACCGCUUUAGUCAAAAUACUUAUCCCCGUCUCCUAUCUCUCUCCCUCUCUCCCGGCCUCUCCCAAAUCUUUCUCCCAACAUCGGCAUGGCGGCGGUAAUGGGACAUGGCGGCGGUAAUGGGACGGUGCGGCUGCGGGCCCUCGUCUCUUGCCCCUUUCCUUAGCAGCACCUUUCCUCCCCCCUCGCCGAGCACGGAGCCAGCGGCCUGCCUGCGCCGGAUUGAGUGUUGCUCUAUUUUCAUGCAUGCUUUCAUGUUUGAACCCUAUGUGUUGAACCUUGUUCCCUUGCGUGUUAUCUGACUAUAAAAUUCACUAUUAUGUACUUUAAGAACCUAUUAUGCAUCUUUUGACGUGAACUUUAAUGGGAACUCUUAGUGAUGUUUGUAUUUUA
Messenger RNA from Hordeum vulgare subsp. vulgare (domesticated barley), 1690 nucleotides. Its product is annotated as BTB/POZ and MATH domain-containing protein 2-like. The record is from RefSeq and is a predicted model, not a curated record. Gene Ontology annotation, biological process: protein ubiquitination. Gene Ontology annotation, molecular function: protein binding. The transcript is spliced from 2 exons. The coding region runs from base 119 to 1288 and encodes 389 amino acids. NCBI's taxonomy places the organism in Eukaryota, Viridiplantae, Streptophyta, Magnoliopsida, Poales, Poaceae.